Messenger RNA from Eruca vesicaria subsp. sativa (arugula), 360 nucleotides. The record is from the annotation of a GenBank genome assembly. Lineage: Eukaryota; Viridiplantae; Streptophyta; Magnoliopsida; Brassicales; Brassicaceae.
AUGGGAUCGAGAGGCGACUCAGAAGAUCAGACGUUUGAUCCGAACUACGUCCCACUAGAUACAAUCGAAUUGGAAACUCAAAAUCUCAUAGCUAGGCUUGUUGCAGAAGAAACAAAUGUUGAUCGGGUCGCUGAAGAUGAUGUAGAUUGCGUUCCUGAAAAGAAACAAGGAAGCAAAAGAAAGCUUAUCAGUCUUGUCGAUGAAACUGAUGAUGAGAUCACUCCAUCAACCCAAAAAACCAAGCCUCGCAGAAAUACUUUUUUUGGAACAGCCUCGAGGAAACCGAUGUUGCAAUCCACUAUAGAUGGUGGCAUUGGCUCGUCCUCACAAGCGUUUUAUUCUAAAGCUUUGGAAGUCUAA